CAAUGAUCAACGCUCCCAAUGUUCCAAGAGCUGAAAAGUGGUUUCAUAGGAUGGAGUCCGAGCACCUGAAGAGGCUGCGUCAGGCCAAUCGGGACCUUCUGCAGAGGUUGAGAAUGAAGCAGGAAGAGAUCAGGAAAAGACUUCCCAGCAAGCCACGAUGUCCAUCAUCUCUUCAUAACAUAGCAGCUACUGAAAGAUCUGUCCCCUCACCCAUAAGAGCGGAGAAUCAGGUUGCUGCUGUGAAGCCUGGAGCUGACCCUGUAGUGUUGGUGUCUGUGAAGCCUGGAACUUUGGCAGCCAGAGCAGCCCUCUGUUCAUCUCUUAAACACAGCAACAGUGACAGAGAGCUACAACAGCAACAAGCAAAGAUGCAGGAAGCAGUAGGUUUGAAUUCCAGCAUUCUUGGGAAAGAAAAGGAUGUUAUGCCAGUGUCUGCAGUCACUGUGUGUGACAGAGAAACCUCUGGAGUGGACAGGGAUGGCCAUGCUCAAGGAAGUCCAGAGAAAGAAUCUCUCCUUCUGGGAUAUGGAGAGAACAGCAAAGAGUCCACUCUGCUACAUGGUUUCCAUGAGAAAAAACAGCUUGAAGGUCUUCUGGCCCCAUCACUGAGCAGAACACAAAAUGAAGAGACCAGCAAGCAAGAUGUGGUCAUUGGAGAGCCCAUAAUCCGCAAAUCAAUCUUGAUGACUUCUCAGUCCAAAGAGUUGAAGAAGGAAGCUGGCCAUGUGACUUUUCAGUCUAACCCUGAGGAAUAUACCAUACCUGCGAGCAGCUGGUCUGCGAGGCCUUUCCUGGGCUAUGACUGGAUUGCAGGGCUCCUAGAGUCAAACUCUUCAGUAGCAGAAAAAUCUGACCAAUACUAUGCUGAGCUGCAGGAGUUCCGACAGGCCAACAAAGACAUAUGUAUUCAUGAGCAGCACACAGAGCCCAAGGCUCUGGAUGACUUAAUUCCUGAACAAGAACCAGAUUUGAUAACCAGUUCCCAUAAGUGUGUUUACUGUUACCGAUUAAACCAGCGCCUCUUCACCGUCCCUGUGGAUUUGGAAUCUGCCUGCCCCAUCUGCAGGAUCCCACGUGCUCAGCGGCCCCUGGGGACACUGGAAGAGCCAACCUAUGUCAGGGUCAGCAUUCCCAGGGCUACCCUUAAGCCUGCCUACAAAUACAAAGCCCAUCACAGGAAGAGCUUUGAGCCAGUAGACAAUCUAGCAUUACCUUCGCAUUGCCUGGCUGGCUGGGAAAAUACCAUCCCUUCCAGCACCCCCACACACAGCAGUUUGGAUCUGCGAGCUUCACUGGAAGAGAAACCCUCUCACUAUCCUCCUCUGAACUCAGUGUCCUGAGUGUUAGGAAGAACCAGAACUGACAUGCUUCACGUCUCGCAGUGCUUCUCAGCAGAAGGAGCAAAAUGAACUGGACACUACA
This is a messenger RNA of Indicator indicator, 1422 nucleotides long. It is a transcript of the gene MIIP, whose product is annotated as migration and invasion inhibitory protein. The transcript has 10 exons. The record is from RefSeq and is a predicted model, not a curated record. Gene Ontology annotation, biological process: negative regulation of cell migration; negative regulation of G2/M transition of mitotic cell cycle. Lineage: Eukaryota; Metazoa; Chordata; Aves; Piciformes; Indicatoridae. Bases 3 to 1340 code for a protein of 445 amino acids.